GCAAGGAGACCAUUCUAUCUACUCCAGUCGACGAACAUAAAAACCCGUAAUUCCAAAAUGCUAACCAAUCUGCUGCCGGCAGCUCGUUCCGGCAGUGCACCGCCGCCCUUGGCAGUAGCUAAACAUUCACUACCUUACCUCCACCGUCCUCUCUCCGCCCUCAAUUUACCCUAUUCUCUCUCAUCGUCUGCUUCGCUUUCCUUCGCAUCCUCCUCUCCCUUUUCGCUUCACCUUUAUCGAAAUCGAAUCAAAUGCCCUAAUAAGCUCGCUUCAGCUCCCAUUUCUGCGGCCUACAGUGAAGAUCCCGAAAAGGCAAAACUCGCUCAGGUUGCAAAGAGAUUAGAGACUACAUCAAGAAAUUUCAAAAGAUUGGGCAGCUUAGGGUUUUGGGGACAACUAAUAUGCACGAUUGUAUCUGCAGUAAUCCUUUCAUUUUCCAUUGUAAUCACCGGAAAAAUCACAUCACCAGCCACAUUCUAUGCCACUUCCGGUGGCAUCAUUGCUGCUUUCCUCUCAGUCUUCUGGUCAUUUGGCUACAUUCGUCUCUCUGAUAGGCUCCGCAAAACCGCCAAUGACCCUUCAAAGGCCCCACCUCGUGCUGAUGUGGUGAAAAGUUUGAAAAAUGGGAUAGCUUUGAACCUAGUGGGUAUGGGUGCUGCUAUCCUAGGGAUGCAGGCCACUGUAGGAUUCCUGGUGGCUAAGGCUCUUACUACUUCAGCUACACCAUAUUACCAAGGUACCCCUCCUGGGGUUAGCCCUGUUCUUGCAUUGGAUGUGUUCUUGGUUCAGGCGAGUGCUAACACAAUCUUGUCACAUUUCUUGGGGCUUUUGUUUUCGUUGGAGCUAUUGCGGUCAGUUACAGUGCCAGAGAACACCCCGGUUCCCAGGGCGGCUUGAGGUUUUUGUUUUUUUUCCAGGGGUAUUAUGGUAAUUUGGUUUUGGAACAAUUUGGUGGACAUUUUGUAGUGUGGUUUAAGUUAUAACUGGGAUUGUGGUGUUUUCUUCCCAUGAGUUAAAGAAAUGCAGCAAAUUGAAGGUUUAUAAAGCAUAAUAAAUUUGUAGGGUGU
Lactuca virosa is the source of this 1067-nucleotide messenger RNA. Lineage: Eukaryota; Viridiplantae; Streptophyta; Magnoliopsida; Asterales; Asteraceae. The record is from the annotation of a GenBank genome assembly.